Penicillium longicatenatum is the source of this 333-nucleotide messenger RNA. RefSeq lists its product as uncharacterized. The record is from RefSeq and is a predicted model, not a curated record. NCBI's taxonomy places the organism in Eukaryota, Fungi, Ascomycota, Eurotiomycetes, Eurotiales, Aspergillaceae. The coding region runs from base 1 to 333 and encodes 110 amino acids. The transcript has a single exon.
AUGCGGACCAUCGACACAGCUACAUCGAAAGAGCCUUUGCCCAUGCGGAUGUACGUUAAGGUGGAUAUUGAAACCACUAGUCCUGAACUAGCCGCCCUGUUUCCGCAUGAGACCCUGACGAGACAUCUAUUGAGCCUAACGAUGAUCCUUCCCAUCCUGAUCAUGGAGGAGGGUCCACAUCCAAAUCUAUACACGACACGGAUGUCGCCCAAUCUGGAUGUCCCCGUCCUUUUGAUGAAAGGCCUUUCUUGUCUUCGUCCAUACCAAUUCGGCGACGGACUGGUGCUCCGUCAUGUCGGAGUCAAUGUGUCAGGAGAACUUGUCUGGGUUUGA